Acaulospora morrowiae is the source of this 530-nucleotide messenger RNA. NCBI's taxonomy places the organism in Eukaryota, Fungi, Glomeromycota, Glomeromycetes, Diversisporales, Acaulosporaceae. The record is from the annotation of a GenBank genome assembly.
AUGGCUGAAGAUUUUGAUGUUGAAGCAAUGCUAGAAGCUCCAUUUCAAAAGGGACAAGAGCCAAUUGUGACUCAAGCUACAAACGGCAAGAGUCGACUCGAAAAAGACGACGCAAAAAGGAACGACGGCGUCAUCGAAGUUCUUCACGCACUUCUAGUCAUCGACAUAGAUCACAUUCCCGAUCCCGUCGCUCACGUAGGUCACGUUCUAGAUCGCAUAGAAGACGACGUAGUCGUUCUAAAUCGCGCGACAAGAGACGACGGAGUAGGACACGUUCUAGGGAAAGGAGACGCAGAAGUCGUAGCCCACGCAGGAAAAGUCGAAGUCCUAGCAGAUUUAGGUAUGACCGACCGCCGACGACGUUCACCAACGCCACCGCUAGACGAAGAGGAACGUGAUAAACGUACAGUAUUUGUCAUGCAAUUGGCUGCGCGUCUUCGGACUAGAGAACUUGCUGAUUUUUUCUCAACGGCUGGAAAAGUCCGAGACGCAAAGAUUAUCGCCGAUAGAAUUUCUCGACGAUCAAAAGG